Messenger RNA from Venturia canescens, 7693 nucleotides. RefSeq names its product protein dead ringer-like (gene retn). Gene Ontology annotation, biological process: regulation of transcription by RNA polymerase II. The record is from RefSeq and is a predicted model, not a curated record. Gene Ontology annotation, cellular component: nucleus. Gene Ontology annotation, molecular function: DNA binding. NCBI's taxonomy places the organism in Eukaryota, Metazoa, Arthropoda, Insecta, Hymenoptera, Ichneumonidae. The coding region runs from base 1505 to 3445 and encodes 646 amino acids. The transcript is spliced from 9 exons.
GAAGACGCGAGUGUGCGCGCGCGUCGUCGUUGCCCAGUCCGUGAUAUUCCUAUUUAACUCACAGCAGUUCGACCGCGGUAUAAACACAACUAUUCGUUUCUUAAUCUAAACGCAGACACACGCGUAAAACGACUGUUUCAAGCCCAUUUCAAUUUGUAAGAUCACUUAAUUCCACGAAAUAAUCGACGACGAAACCAAAUUGUUAAUAGUUCUACUUCGAAGUUGAAUAAUAAAAAAAAACGCGUAGUAAAGGAAGUGACAGGCAUCACGUUCAACACUCUCUCAAAUAAACGACUCGCUGAUUAUUUACUUUGUUUUUUUGCAAUAACGCGUCGGUAACGAAAGCUCACACUCUGCGCUCUUUCGAAGUUUUAGUCCGCGGCUUCUGCUCAUCCGGAUUUUCGUACACGCAAUGACGUGGUGUUUGUGGAUUUCUUGUAGUUCACGUGGUUUCCCUUCGUGUAUUUUCGAAUGAUACUCGCGAGAACGACGUUAAGGAACAACGGAAUAAAUGAAAACUACCUGUGCAAAUCUUUUCGAUUGACUCGAAUUUUGUUCUGUUCUUCGCUACAAAUCAUCGUCUUGUUUACAUCCGACGAUACUCUAUACGGAUACAUACAUACAUACAUACAUAUGUACGAUUAAAUACACGCCUAUAAACCUCAUCAAUUUCGUGUGAUUACUCGUGACUCAUUGCUGUACGUCUCGUGUUGUUUCGCUACCUCUCUUCGGACAGCGAAGACUCUGUUCACGUGUGUAUACACAAUUUUUUUAACGGAAUAUCUCGUCGACAGUGUCGUCGCUAAUUUUCUUUUUUGCACUCGGUGAACACUUGUACUCACGAUUAAGGUCGCAAAUACUGUGCGAAGGCAACACGUGUUAUUUUCGAGGUUAAUAACAACGUUCAAUUAUUAUAUAUAUGCGUAUUGUAUGCAUAUAUUAAUAAUAUACGAGUUUGCACUCGCGUGUUGGAAAGUGUGGUUAAAAGAGUGCGGUUCAAGAGGGCGAAUGGAAAUAAGUGUGAGAAAUGGACUGUAAAGUCUGUAGACAAAGUGAACGAGGCUGAAACUCGUGCGGGGUGAAAAAAUCAGUUUUGUUUUGUUCGUUGGUGUUUAUUUUUAUUGCUUGAUAUCGUUGAACGAGGGACGAGCAGGCUCGCGAAUGCCCGGCAUAAAUUUAACCUCAUUAUUCGCCGAUUUCCAAAGCCUAAAUCGAUAAAACUCUCUUUUCGAAUUAUCGAAGAAAAUUGAGCCAAUUUUGAAAAAACAACGCCGAACGUUGCGCUCAAUUUUCUCUCUCGUACGCGUGCGCGCUCCCAUAUCGGCUCGAGGGCGCCACCGGAUCCUGUUGAUCCGCAAAAGUAUUCUUGAUAACGAAGAUACUUGAAUAUAAAUAAAUAAAAGGAGCGCGUCACGAGACUCGCUAGAGACUCGCGCGACCGCCAAAAGCGGAUAAAACAGCCAAAAUUCGGGUGAAAAACAGAGAUCCGUUGCCAUCGUACGCGAUGGAGAUAAGCGACGAAUAUCAGGACAUGGGAAAUCCCGGUGGUGGAGUUGCAAUGGCGAACAUUCCACUCGGGCAUCACCGACAACAGUCGCCGGACAGUCCCAUGUCUCAUCAGGAUGAGGAUCUCUCGGAUCCGGAUCUCCAGGACGAGGAAAGCGGCGAAGAAUUGCCUCAGCAACCACUGCAAGCGAACAAUCAUUCUUCCUCGGAAAAUAACACUUCCGGUCAUGCCACUACGCCAACACCUUUGACACAUCUCAACAGCCUCAUGGCCAAUCACCCUCCACACUUCUUGUCCAAGCUCAAAAUGGAGAACGACAUGGAUAUUCUGAGCAACAAGAGCGGCCUCGAAGCCCUCCAGGCGGCAAUGGGCAGCGGCAAUUUCAAUUUGCCAUUCUCGUUUCCACCACCGGCUGCUUUUCUCACGCCUCAGCACAACUCUCACAACAGUCAUCAACAAAUCGGGGGUGGAACGGGCGCCGGCGGACCCGGCGGCAAUGCCCUCACGUCAUCCGCGAGCUCCCACUCGAGCGAAUCGUCUCAGGGUAGCGCCCGUAACAGCAGCGACGUUCGCGAUCCCGGCGGACACAAUUCCCAAAAUAAUUCGUCCAAUUCCCACCAACAACAGACGAGCUGGAGCUUCGAGGAGCAGUUCAAACAGGUGCGUCAGCUGUACGAAAUCAAUGACGAUCCCAAACGAAAGGAGUUUCUCGAUGAUCUGUUCAGCUUUAUGCAGAAACGAGGAACUCCGAUCAAUCGUUUACCCAUUAUGGCCAAAUCGGUUCUCGACCUCUACGAGCUCUUCCAACUGGUCAUUGCUCGAGGCGGCUUAGUCGAUGUUAUAAACAAGAAACUAUGGCAGGAAAUCAUCAAGGGCCUACACCUGCCUUCGAGUAUCACAUCCGCUGCAUUUACGCUUCGAACUCAGUACAUGAAAUAUUUGUAUCCGUACGAGGGCGAAAAAUUGGGACUCUCAACGCCGUCAGAACUGCAAGCCGCGAUUGACGGAAAUCGACGCGAAGGACGAAGGAGCAGCUACGGAACUUACGGAGGCGGCGGCGGUGACAGCAUGAUGCCAAGAAAUCCACACACCCCGGUCUCCAUGGCGCUGCACCCCCAAAUGUCACCCUUGUCACUCGUCUCCGCGGUCGCCGGUGGUCAACACCACGGGUCCCAGUCACUGGUUAAUGGUAGCGCGGCCCACACACCCAUGCCACAUCAUCCUCAUCAUCCGCAGCAUCCUUCCGGACCGAUCGGUCCCAUCCCAGGUCUAGCACCCGCUGAAUUCGAGGCUCGUAUGGUCGAGUACGUUAAAUUAUUGAACAAAGAGCUCAGAAAUGCGGGCGGAGGCACACCACCCCCGAUGAUACACCGACAGGGUAGCGCAUCUCCACCACCCAGCACACCCCCACGUGAGGCGUUCAGUGCUCUCGAAAUGUCACGAUUAACACUCUGGAACAUGUACAACAAUAACACGCUGUAUCCUGGAGUUGGACAUCAGCCACCGUUAUCUCCACAAGCCUCGAACUCACCACAUCGACAAGCAGCGAGUCCUGAACCUCAGAGAGAAGCCCUCGAUCUCGGACUCAGAUCAUCACCGUUGUCCUCAUCACCUACGAGACACAGCCCACCCUCCUCGAGCAGUAGCAUUCAGGCCAAGAGGGAUCCAGAGCUCUCCGGUACACCUGGUCCACCACCUGCCAAGAGGCUACUUUCGGACGACGAUAGCCCCAAUGAAAAACACGUUCCAGCACUGGCGGGCACUCAUAUCAAAAUAUCCAAUCGCGGUGACGGUCGGAACGGUGAUAAUUCCUUGGUCGUCAGUAUGGAGCUCAAUGGAGUAAUGUACCAGGGUGUUUUGUUUGCACAGACAGAGGGAAGGAGCACGACGACCGCUACUAAUAAUAACACAAAAGCGGCGAGAAGUAUCGUCUCGUGAGCGCCGAAUCAGCCGAGCAAUCAGCGAGACUAGUCUCUCGUACCAUGAAAAAAGGGAAAAAGGAACAGUGAAGAAGAGAAAAAGAAAUCAACAAAAGAAGACACAGUCGAGUCGCGUGUUAUUUUUUUUCUUUCGUACCUUUGCGUUACGAUAAACCAAUGUCUGCCGAUUUCCGGUCUCGGAGAAUGAAAAACUGCAACAUUGUUGAGUCACUUAAGCAUUUCAAAUCCUCGAGAACAAGGCAUUGGAGAGAAAGAGAGAGGGCUAAAAUUAUAAAAAAUUAAUAAGUUCAUGUAAACUGAUAAACUUGAAAAGGGCCUCAACGAUUUGUAUAAUGGUAGGCGUAAAAAAUCGAUUAUUAUCACGAUCGGUGAUGGCCCAUUUUUUUAAUUAUUUCGUUAAAGAAAGAUAGAAACAAAGAGACGCAAGAUAUCGACUUAUUUUUUCCUAUUUUUUCGCAGUAUUAAUUAUUUUAUAAAAUAUUCAUAUGAUUUUUCAUUAAAACGUGUGUGCCCUGCCACCUCUGUGAUGCGUCGAUUUUUCAUUUUUCUUCCAUACACAAUAUAGAAGAAAAAUGAAUUUUUCGCAUCGUCGAGUGGAAGGUGUGAUUGUGUAUGCUUGGCGAAAAUAUAAUACGCCGAUUUUGUAAAAUAAUUGAUAGCGAAGAAAAACGUAGGGAAAAAUAGACAAGGAAUGAUUUGUUUUUUGUUCUUUUUGAGAAUGAGGAGCUAAGGCUCAUCUCUCCUUGCAGGAGACUCUUCAAUGUUGAAAAGUGAAUAUGUGAAUAGUAAUUUGUAUGUAUGGUCAAAUCUUAUGUGACUGUGUGUGUGCGCGCGUAAUAAAAAAGAAGGAAAAAAGGGGAAAAUGUUAUUAGAAUUUAAGUAAGUUUAAAUUUUCGUAAACUUGCGAUGCUUUUGUUUCGAGGAACUGUCGCAAAUUCAAGUUCCUCAAGUGUAUUCAGUCUCUUGAGUGUGAAGAGAUAAACGACGAUGAUUAUUAUCAAAAAUUCGGAAAGAAAAAAAUUAGCCACAUGCCCCAAACGCCACUGGUUCACAGUGAAUCAUGACAAUAUUUUUAAUUCGUUCAUUCUUUCGCUGUUGCAUUCAUUUUAAAGACCCACACGUAGAAAGCAUUUUUUUUCAUUUUACAAUUAAAUAUGUUGGUGCCCCUCCCGAUAAUACUAAUUUUUGUAUGUAAUUGCUGAUAAAUUAUUGAGAUUUUUUUUCUGAUAAUAAAUUAUUUUUCAAGGGUUUGAUGAAGUAGUAGUCGCUUUGUUAUUUUUUGCCGGGUGUGAAAACUUUAUUCUCCAAACUAGAUGCAUUAACGUUAUGAUUGAGAUUCGAAAAUACGAUUUUUGAUGGAAAUAAGAAAGAUAAAUGAAAAAUCCUGACUUAUUCUCAACAAAAUCGAUGAAACAUCUCCAAAAAUUACAACUAAAAUCUUGCUUUUUCGAGAAUUCGUUAUCCAAAAUAUGAAAAUUUUACAACAAAUGUUGAGUUCUCUAGCAGACUUGAAUAUGCGAUCAAGUGGAUAAAUGAUUUUAACGAUUUUUUUUCCUGUUUAUAUAAAAGUGCACACAAAUUUCUAUUUUCUUUUAUUGAGAUUAAGUUUAAACGUGAAAACGGUCAUAGACAAAUGUUUGUUCAUUUUUUUAUCGAACUCCCUCAAUCGGAUCAAGGAAUAACUGAAUUACGCACAAAUAAAAGUGUAGAACCAGACCCCUGUAAGCUUUUCAGCCAGAAAGUAUUAAAAAAAUUGAAAAAAGCAAACGAAAGAAUAAACGAACGGCGAUUCGCUUUUGGUAGAGAAAUGUAAAUCAUUUGAGAAUCACUUUUACCGCUGAAGCAAAAAAAAAGGAAAACAACGAGGGAAAAAGGAAAUGAGUCUUAAUUUAUUUAUUCUUAUCAGACGUUUGGAAUUUUGUUGCGAGGUAAUAACGAUUAUGAGAUCGACGGCGAGCGAGUAGAAAAAGCAAACAAUGAAGGCGGAAAAAUAAAGAAAAUCUGUACGCGUUUAUAUUUUAUAGCAUUUUAUUGUCAUUGAUGAAUAUGUACAUUCUUUUAAACUGCGACCAAGAGACGAGCAAAGAAAAAUUGUAGUUUCGGGACGGGAGGGAAAAGUUAAUUCGCGAUGUCAAUAAUCAACAGGUUAAAUCCACGAGAACAAACAACAAUAAAACUUCCCUUUCCGUUUCCGGCGUUUCGUAAGUUUUGUAAAUAUAAUUGAUGCUCUGCGUAAUAUUCGUUUUUCAAUAGAUGUUUAAGUGAAUGUAACGGGUUUCACGUGGAUCUCCACCGAUCACUCACACAAUGUCACAUAGUCGGUUUUUUAAUAUCGUGCUUCGGUUCUUUUUUUCAACGAUUGAGUCUAUUUCUGGGAGUGUUUUUUUUCUUCCUUUUUUUUGUAAACUCUCCUGCGAUCCGAGGGAAGAGAGAAAACACCUCGAAUGAGGAGCAGAACUUUAUAUAUAUAUACACACAGACACACAACACACCAUACACACACAUAUAUAUAUAUAUAUAAAUAUAAACAAAAUGACUCGUAGGUGCGUAAUCACAUGAUAUUUAACAAAUAGCGAAGAUCCUUUGAAAAAGAUAAAGAGCGAAAGACAGAAAGAAAAAUAUGAAAACGUAUCAGAAAUGAUUGCAAUACUUGCUGAAGUAGUGAAAAUCCGUUUAGUCAUAAUCAGUAGUAUAGAUGUGUAGACAACGUAAGAUAUUAAUGUCUAGCUAUAAAUAAAUAGGAAGGAAUAAUAAAAGGAAACACAGUAAGGGAAAUGAAAUCUCCGAACGACGGACUAUCCACUUAACAUUUUGCGAAAAAAUGAAGAAUACGUACCUGGUGGAAUAAACCAUACAACGUAUUUUAGAGUCUCUUGAAUUUAAUGGAUUUUUUUUGCAAAUUUAAUGAAAAUCACACGAAAAGAUAUUAUAUUGUUCAUAGCUUGAAGGAUAGCCAAAAAGACUGUUACAUAAGAAAAAUAUUAUUCUAGAUACGAUUUCUCACUACGAAUAUUAUUAUCGAUAUUAUAUUAUCAUCGUCACUAUUAUUAUUACAUUAGUAUUUUAUAAUCAUUAAUAUUAUCAUUAUUAUUAUUAUUUUUUUAAAAUCAUUAUUCGAAACAUUGUGAAUUACGUUUUGUUAUUGCAUAAGAGAGUGAGACGUGUUGAAAUUAUUAUUUUCUUUCUCCUCAAAAGAAAAAUUCUCUUCCGGUAAGGUAAUUGGAACUUUGGAUGUGGAUUAUCCAUAAAGAGCGAAUUUUGCUUCUAGUAAAUUUGCGAUCACUUCAUGUCGACCGCGAUAUCGAGAAAAAAUGAUAUAUAUAUAUAAAUAUAUAGUCGUACGUAUAUACGAUCGCGAACAGCGACGAGUCAUUGCGCUAAGCUAAAUUCACGUAAAUAUUUUAUUUUAUAACGAAACAUAAAAAUUGAAUGAAAAUAAAGAAAAAAAACGCGACCCUAACUUUCAAUAGAAAAUUUAUAUUUUUAUUAAAUCAGCCCUUCCUGAUCGAUUGAAUUUAUUGGAUUUCACUGAAUUUUUGUAAUCAUUUUUGAAAAAAUUAUUUUGCAACGAAAUAUUGAAUUUUCUCAAGAUUUUCUGCGCAAGUUGUUAACUCGUCGUUGAUCGUGAUCAAUGGCUAAACUUCGCGAACGCAAUAUAUAAAAAAAUACAUUAAUCAAAAUCCUUGUACGUUCUUUUCUGUGUAUUUUAAUUUCGGCAAAUUUCAAGCCAAAUUGCGAUGAACUCGGCAAUAUGUAAAACUCGUGAAAAACACGCCUCUUGAUUGUGAUUAGCGCGAAGUAAACGGCGCGUUUUUUUUAAACAUGCUUCGAGCAAUAAGGACAUGUUUGAGCCAGUAAAACGCCCAAUGUACGCGCGUGCCCUCCGCCCGAGCGCACCUAGAUGAACAAUUUUCUAUGUACGCAAAUCUUAUACUAUCGCACCUCACUCACCAGGCGCGCAUAUUAUAUCAUUAUUAUCAAUGUUGUGUAAAUAUUAUUAUAUACUAUAUACGAUAUCAUUAGAGAAACAAAAGAAAAUAAGGGAAAAAAACAAACAAGGGAGGACUAAAUGAACUCUGAUUACAUUCAAAUAUUGUAGCUUCCAUAAAUAGCAGCUUAAUUAUCAUCUGUACAUCUCUAUGUAAACGUAACCGCCCUUUUCCUUCCGCCCGAACGCCCGCCCACCCUCGCCCACUACCAGGACUAUGAAUAAUGAAUAAUGAAUAAAAACGACAUUACUUUUAAA